Molecule: messenger RNA, 4461 nt
Organism: Jaculus jaculus (lesser Egyptian jerboa)
Lineage: Eukaryota; Metazoa; Chordata; Mammalia; Rodentia; Dipodidae
Gene: Edrf1
Product: erythroid differentiation regulatory factor 1
Exons: 25
Coding region: 121-3840 (1239 amino acids)
Biological process (GO): positive regulation of DNA-templated transcription
Source: RefSeq, a predicted model, not a curated record
GGCCGGAAGUGGGUUCCGAGGCGCGUCCGUGGCGCUUGCCAUCGGGGGGAUUGCUGUGACUCCGGGCCGGAGCUCCUGUCGCCUGGUCCUUCUGUUCCCGCUCUUCCCUGGACCGAAGUGAUGGAGGACCCCAAGGAACCCGGAGCCGAGGCUUCGCCGGCGGGCGCCACUGCUCGAGGAGGGCUCAGCCUCCUGUCCCGAGCGGAGUCCGAGGAACCUUCCGCGCAGGGAUCAGCUUUAUUUCUUGGAGGCAGUGAAGUGAAGAGCCGAGCUGUGGUGAAGUACUCUUCCGCCCCUCCUCGAACAGCCUUUGCACGCCUUGAAGAAAAAACAGACUUGAAACUCCCACCUGCCAACUGGCUGCGAGAGAGUGCCAAGCUAGGGCCAGCAGGAGCUACCACUCUGGGUAAUAGUAAGAAAAGCAAGCCAUUUUCAAGUUUUGGCAUGGCAUAUGACUUCAUUGAUUCAGUGGGAAAUGAUGUGGAUGUUGUCUCUGACUCGGAAAACAUAAAAAAGCUGCUGAAGAUUCCGUAUAGCAAGUCCCAUGUGAGCAUGGCUGUCCACCGCAUAGGAAGGACCCUUUUGCUGGAUGAGCUGGAUAUUCAAGAGCUCUUCAUGAGGUCAUCACAGACUGGUGAUUGGACAUGGUUGAAAGAAUUUUAUCAAAGAUUGAUAGAUCAGAAGUGGCAGAGGAAGAAGAAAAGUAAAGAGCACUGGUAUCAAAAGGCUAUUCUUUCCAAGUUUCUGUAUUACAGCAUCAAUGGUGAUGGGGCCGCUCAGCCCGUCCCAUCUGCUGCAGAAGAGCAGGAAUCACCCACUUCCAGUCAGACACAUGAUUCUGAAGGGGCUUCCUGGCCUGCUCCCUUUGAAAUGCCUGCUUCAGUUUCUGAAGAUCCCAGCGCCUCCAGUCAGGGCAGUGAGCCUCUUGAGCCCUCAUGCAUAGUGGGGCAUGUGGCCUCAGCACCCAAAGAACAAAACCUGACUACUUUGUUCAAUGACGGGGAGAACAGUCAGGGUCUUAAAAAUGAUUUUGUUCGGAAUAUUUUAUGGACUUUUGAAGAUAUACACAUGUUGGUUGGCUCUAACAUGCCUAUAUUUGGAGGAGGCAGAUACCCAGCCGUCAGCUUACGUCUCAGGGAUAACAACAAACCAAUUAAUGUGCUAACUGGAAUUGACUAUUGGUUGGACAACUUGAUAUGCAACGUGCCAGAACUUGUGAUGUGCUUCCACGUAAAUGGAAUUGUGCAGAAAUACGAAAUGAUCAAGACAGAAGAGAUUCCCAAUUUGGAAAACUCUAAUUUUUCUACUAAAGUCAUAAAAGACAUUGCACAGAAUAUCUUGUCAUUUCUAAAAUCUAAUUGUACCAAAGAAGGGCAUACCUACUGGCUCUUUAAAGCAAGCGGCAGUGAUAUAGUGAAGCUGUACGACCUCACUACUCUGUGCGAAGAAACAGAAGACAAAUACCAGAACCCAUUCACAAUGCCAGUGGCCAUUCUCUUAUAUAAGGUUGCAUGUAACAUGAUGAUGAAGAAGAGUCAAAAUAAGAAGCAUUACGGGACUGUUAGGACCUUGCUGCUUAACUGCGUUAAGUUGCUGGACAAAGGCAGACACCCUCAAAUUAUUGCUUCAGCCAAUUACAUGCUUUCAGAGCUUUUUCAAUUGGAUGAGCCUAAAAAGGAGGAAAGUUCUGAAUCUCCUUUGAAUGAGAAUUCUGAUGAAAGCUACAGUGAGGAAGAGGAGGAGAUGCCUGACAGUGAUGAGAAUGGCUCCUACGGCCCCAGCUGCGACCCGUCAGAGGACAACACAGCAGUAGCUGUCAUCAAGUCUGUGGGAGAGCUGUCUGUUCCGGAAAAGUACAAGUCCAUCCAUCAGAUACGACCCAGCUGUGCAUUUCCCGUUUGCCAUGACACUGAAGAGCGCUGCAGACUUGUGCUUGGCUAUGUUUUGGAGGGUUUAAAAUCUGUAGAUAGCAGCAUCAAAAAAGAAAGUGACCUUCCGGCAGCUGAUCCCAGCACCCCAAUCCCCUUAAAAUAUGAAGAUGAGUCCUCGAGGGGAGGUCCUGAGGGGCUAGAGAAGCAGAUGGCCUUGUUUUUGGACAAAAUGGGCGCCCUUCAGAAGGGAAAUGGUUGUAGCCAAUCUGGAAUGACUCCUGGUUCUUGGCAACAUAAAAUGAAACUUCAGCUAAUUCUCAAGUCAUCGAAGGCCUACUAUAUUUUGUCUGAUGCUGCUAUGAGUCUUCAGAAGUAUGGGAGAGCAUUGCGAUACAUUAAGCUAGCUCUGCAGAGCCACGAUACUUACUGCUGUCUCUGCACCAAUAUGCUUUCUGAAGUACUACUCUUUCUUUCUCAAUACCUGACGCUGUGUGGUGACAUUCAGCUCAUGCUGGCUCAGAAUGCAAAUAACAGAGCAGCGCACCUUGAAGAGUUUAACUACCAAACAAAAGAAGACCAGGAGAUCCUGCACAGUCUCCACAGAGAGUCUAGCUGUCAGGGGUUUGCAUGGGCAACUGAUUUGUCUACAGACUUAGAAAGUCAACUUUCAGUAAGUUGUAAAUGUUAUGAGGCUGCUAAUGAGAUCUUACAAUUCAGUGACUUAAAAAGUCAGAAUCCAGAACACUAUGUACAAGUACUAAAGAGAAUGGGAAACAUCAGAAAUGAAAUCGGUGUGUUUUAUAUGAAUCAAGCUGCUGCGUUACAGAGUGAAAGAGUAGUGAGCAAAUCUGUGUCUGCUGCAGAGCAACAAUUAUGGAAAAAAAGCUUUUCUUGUUUUGAAAAGGGAAUUCACAACUUUGAGUCGAUUGAUGAUGUUACGAAUACUGCCCUUCUGUUGUGCAACACGGGAAGGCUCAUGCGGAUCUGUGCACAGGCACACUGUGGCGCUGAGGAUGAGUGUAAGCGUGAAUUCUCACCAGAAGAAGGCUUAUAUUAUAACAAGGCUGUUGAUUACUACUUGAAAGCUCUGAGGUCAUUGGGAACUCGGGACAUUCACCCAGUUGUUUGGGAUUCAGUGAAUUGGGAAUUGUCCACCACAUAUUUCACCAUGGCAACUCUACAGCAAGAUUACGCUCCAUUGUCCAGAAAAGCUCAGGAGCAGAUUGAAAAGGAAGUCAGUGAGGCUAUGAUGAAGUCCCUGAAAUACUGUGACGUUGACUCGGUUUGUGCUCGACAGCCCCUUUGUCAGUACCGAGCUGCCACCAUCCAUCACAGGCUGGCUUCCAUGUACCACAGCUGUCUUAGAAACCAGGUUGGUGAUGAGCAUCUGAGGAAGCAACACCGGGUGCUGGCAGAUCUUCACUACGGCAAAGCUGCAAAGCUGUUUCAGCUUCUCAGAGAUGCUCCCUGUGAGCUGCUCAGAGUACAGUUAGAGAGAGUAGCAUUUGCGGAAUUUCAGAUGACCGGUCAGAAUAGCAAUGUUGGAAAGUUAAAAACACUCUCUGGGGCUCUUGAUAUCAUGAUGAGAACUGAGCAUGCAUUCCAGCUCAUCCGGAAGGAACUCAUAGAGGAAUGUGACCCGCCUAAGGGUGAUGAGGCUGCUCCAGCUGCUGACUCUUCACUGAAUCUUAACCGAGAAGAAGUGAUCAAACUCCUCAGUAUAUUUGAAUCUCGACUGUCGUUCCUUCUCCUGCACUCCAUCAAACUGCUGUCUUCAUCUAAAAAGAAAGCAAGCAGUAACACUGAAGAAGAUGCGGUCCUUAAAGCCAACAAGCACGUCUACUCCCAGCUACUGAGAGCUACUGCGAACCGAAGGGCAACUCUUGUGGAAAGGAUUGAUGUCAUCACCCAUUUGCUGGAGCAGCUGGCGUGUGGGGACAGUGGAGCAAGUGGCAGUGCCAUCCAGUGACCUGGACAGUGGCGUCUGCAGACUUGCUGUCAGUGCCUUCCCAGCCUGGAGCUGCUCUGUCACUUGGUGCUCACUUGGUCUCAUUAAACAUGAGGAAAUGCAUUUAAACAGGCCCCGCCCAUGGUGGGAGUGACAUGCCGGGCAGGCGGGGUGUGUGGUUCUUUGACCUCUUCCUUUGAAGUGCAGAAGCCAGAAUGGAACCGAGGGCUUCCCUGUGGACUGCUGGAGAAGCUCAUGUUCUCUCAGCUCCCAGACUGUGAUAGUUAACACUUUCACGUAUUUUUGAAGUAUGUUCAACUACAUGGGUUUAAGAUGAGACUAUUUUGGAUAAAUGUUACUUUGGUUAAGUGAGCUUUUAUCCAAUUGAUUUUAUGGGUUCAACAGAAACAGCACAUCAAUAAUGUUUAUUUCUAAAUUGCACACAAAGUGUACCCACUGUACGCUGAGAUGUGAGAUGCUCUGAGGAAUGGUUGCAGUUCUCUGUAAGGAUGUGUGUUCUGAAGGGUUCACUUUGACUUUGUAUAGCAUUGGUAAAGUAGGUACUACUCCCUUUUUCAUUCUAGAUCUGCAACUGUGAAUAAGGUAAGAACUAUUUUGAAUAAAUAAGCUAUUUAUUUACAA